UUUUGCGGCUCAAUCGUUGCUGGUCUGCUGGUUCAAAUAAUUGACUCGAAAAGUGGGAGCGCAGACACACAAUGGAGGAGAGAGCAAGACGGACGCCGCGCGCAGAGAUUUAUCCACUUUGCUGAGAUAGUGAGGAACCCGUCACGACACGCGUUGAGUCUUGAGACAGCGUCGUUUCCUCGUGAGUCGUUCUACAGGUGAAACCAAUUGCAUCCGAACUCCAACGGAACCGUGAGGUCGCCAUGCCUCCCACAACUCCAUAUGCCGGGAAAUUCAGCUCCUGCUCUGUCUACAACAACAACAACCACCACCCGCAGCCUCAGAGCCCGUACAACAGCAACACGGCGCCAAAACCCUCAAGAGAGCACAUCCACAACGGCGUCUACCCUGCAGCAGAGAAUCCCUACGAUGUGCCGCAGCCGCACCACGCAUAUCGCAGCUCCUCAGUCUCUUCCAUGACCUCAAAAGAGCAUCAUUACAGCAGUAGCUGUGUGGUUUCGGAGAACCCUUAUUCCCCACAGCGUCAGCCUCACAGCCCCCGCCAGCACAGCACGUCGUGCCCGGGGAGAGCCCACCGCCACUCCAGCAACGGGGAGCAUUCCUGCCGUAACAACGUGGCCUCUGUGAAGAGCCGACUUUACGGACAGGGCAUCACUGCCAGCUACGGGGAGAUGUGUUACCAUGACAACAGCUUGGUUUCAGCAUCUCUGGAGGCGUUGAUUCAGCACCUGGUUCCAACGGUGGACUACUACCCUGAUAGGUCAUACGUGUUCACCUUCCUGCUGAGCUCACGCCUCUUUCUUCACCCGUACGAGCUCAUGACCCGCGUAUGUCACCUGUGUGUGGAGCAGCAGCGGUCUGGAGAUGCCCUUCUGGACAAGAUACGCUUCCGUGAGGUGGCACCCAAACUGGUCCAGCUGCUGACUGAGUGGACAGAGACGUUUCCGUACGACUUCCGGGAUGAGAGGAUGAUGCGCUGCCUGAAGGACAUGACGCAACAUGUGUCCCGGGGCGACGAGUACUCGUGGCGCGCCAUGCAGCAGAUGACCCAGCGUCUCAUUAAGCGCCUGUCUGCUCUCGGUCAGUACGAAGAGGCUGUGGCGGCGCUUAACGCGGCGGCAGAGGAGCGCCCGACCUCGCUUAAAAACAAGCAGGCGGCCGCGCAGAGAAGUGACAUACUGAGCGUGUGCGAUGACGCCUUCAUUCUCGCCCAGCAGCUAACCCACAUUGAACUGGACAGACUGAGCUUUAUCGGUCCAGAAGAGUUCAUCCAGACAUUCGCCUUGAAGGAUCCCAUGGAGAACCACAAGGGUUUCUUCCGGAAGCGUAAAACCAGCAACCUUGAAGCUUACGUCAGCUGGUUCAACCGGCUCAGCUUCCUGGUCGCCACUGAGAUCUGCAUGCCAGCAAAGAAGAAGCAGAGAGCACGGAUCAUCGAGUUCUUCAUCGACGUAGCUCAGGAGUGCUUCAACAUCGGCAACUUCAACUCGCUCAUGGCCAUCAUUACUGGGAUGAACAUGAAUCCUGUGUCCAGACUGAAGAAAACCUGGAGCAAAGUCAACACUGACAAGUUUGAAAUCCUGGAGCACCAAAUGGACCCAUCCAGUAACUUCAGUAACUACCGCACAGCACUCCGUGGCGCCACCCAGAGGUCUGAGACUGCACACAGCAGCCAGGAGAAGAUCGUAAUUCCCUUCUUCAGUCUUCUCAUCAAGGACAUCUACUUCCUGAAUGAAGGCUGUGCCAGCAGGCUGCCAAACGGACACAUUAACUUUGAAAAACUGUGGGAACUUGCAAAACAGGUGAGCGAGUUCCUGGUUUGGCGUCAGGUCGUUUGUCCGUUUGACCGAGACCGCCGCGUCCUUCAGUAUCUCGUCACCACCCCCAUCCUCACGGAAGACGAGCUGCAUCUGGCUUCGUUUGAGAGCGAAGGACCUGAGAACCACAUGGAGAAGGACAGUCGGAGGUCUCUGAGAUCUUCCCUUCUCCAUCGAGAAAAUCGCUCCUAAGCAAGACAAUCGCUUUUGUUUUUUGACUUGAUGUAUAUACAAGUAGCUUCAAUGUACCAAGUGGACAUGGUUUCUGCUCUUCAGCAUUUCCAGGACAGAUGGGAUGUCCCCACACACUAACAGUAUUAGAAAACUGGGGGUGUUGAAGAAGAAAAGAGAUGCAGAUGCUCAACAUCCUGUUAAAUCAAGAGGAUUCAUUCCUUCAGUCAUCGUUUGACCACAGCAGGACUUCAGGAUCUAACUGAACACCUAAUGCUACGUUCACAGAGAGCAUGUGACACACAUUCAAGAAAAGCUAAACACGCAUGUUUAGCAUGUGGUGUCCAGCUGGACCGUCGCUACCCGAUACUAGCGCAUGUCCGCCACCUUCAGUUGGAAAAGACUUGGUGCAAAAUGUCAAACCGGUGCACAUCUGGUGAAUCUUGCUCCAGGCUUUUUCUUUCCCAGCUCUAUUCCGAUAUACAAAAGACUUGGUGUGGUAUGAUUCCAGCCGAAAACAAACCGCCAUCAUGAAUUUCUCCUCCAUGAUCCAUUUUCAAACGGUUGGCACUUCCGUGAACAAAAAGGGACGCCAUCUCUACCAAAUCUGAGUCCCUGAUUGGUCAAAAUUCAAAUGAUUUAACUUUCAAAGCACUUUCAACGGGCCGCAAGUUUCGUCUCUAGAGACGGAAAACGUGCGUCAGACUUUUCACUGAAUGUGGUCUCUUGCAGAUGGCGGUGUGAACGUAGCUUUAUGGGCAUGGCGUCGCUCCACAAACACAGCUGGAAGCAGCAGCUGUUCUGGAUAGAUGGAUUUUAGUAAUAGCAGCUGUAAAGUGUGAUUAGACUGAUGUUGCCAGACGCUUGUGUUACUGCAGACGACAGCAAACGCGUGUCUGUGGGAGCUUGUGCGUUUUGGGGAAUUUUCCUGUGUUGGUAUAAAGAAGCAUUUUGUUUAGUCUCAAACCAUGAGUUUCAUCUCCAGCUUGUUGCUGGCUGGUUCUGUGAUGGUGAGCUUUUCAAAAAGUGUGGUCUAACCUGCGUUUGCAUAAAUAUCAGCAAGACUUCAUGUGACCUGAAACACGCACGUGUCAUCUUUCAGCAUCCAGCUUUGUGUGGAAAUGAUCUGAUAUUUCUCUGUUUGUCAUUUUACUGUUUUUAAUAUUUGUGCAUUUUGUGGUACCAUUCAGGGUACUUGUACUGUUUAUGUGAAAAGAGGAACAUAUAUAUUUUUUCUUUCAAAUAAAUACAAAAACGUAAA
Molecule: messenger RNA, 3249 nt
Organism: Oryzias latipes (Japanese medaka)
Lineage: Eukaryota; Metazoa; Chordata; Actinopteri; Beloniformes; Adrianichthyidae
Product: ras-GEF domain-containing family member 1B-B
Biological process (GO): Ras protein signal transduction
Cellular component (GO): plasma membrane
Molecular function (GO): guanyl-nucleotide exchange factor activity
Source: RefSeq, a predicted model, not a curated record